Messenger RNA from Clavispora lusitaniae ATCC 42720, 1023 nucleotides. RefSeq names its product Rad23p (gene RAD23). Lineage: Eukaryota; Fungi; Ascomycota; Pichiomycetes; Serinales; Metschnikowiaceae. The record is from RefSeq and is a predicted model, not a curated record. Gene Ontology annotation, cellular component: cytosol; nucleoplasm. Gene Ontology annotation, biological process: proteasome-mediated ubiquitin-dependent protein catabolic process; nucleotide-excision repair. Gene Ontology annotation, molecular function: damaged DNA binding; proteasome binding; ubiquitin binding.
AUGCAAGUGACUUUCAAGGACUUGAAAAAGCAAACGGUGCAGGUUAGCGUCGAGCCCUCGGACCUUGUCCGCGUGGGCAAAGAGAAAGUGGCUGCUGCCCGCGACGUUGAUCCUUCCCAGUUGAAGUUUGUGUACUCGGGAAAAGUGCUUCAAGACGACAAGACUUUUGACGAGUUCAAGGUCAAGGAGGGCGACUCCAUCAUUUUCAUGAUUCUGCAGAAGAAGCUGCCUGCCCCAGCGCCAGCACCAGUGGCUGCGCCUGCGGCAAGCGAGGCUGUUUCGGCGCCAAGCGAGCCAGAAACCUCAACGCAAACCCCAGAAACUGCUUCAUCCACAGCGGCCAACGCUCUGACACCUGCGUCUAGCUCGGACUUUGCCCUGGGUCAGGACCGCGAGGCUGCGAUCCAAAACAUGAUGGAAAUGGGCUACGAGCGGCCGCAGAUUGAGCGUGCAUUGCGUGCUGCUUUCAACAACCCACACCGUGCUGUUGAGUACUUGAUCACUGGAAUUCCAGAAGCAUUGACACGCGCAGAGCAACCCCCACAGGCACAAGAAGAACCUGCGGCUCAUGCAGAGGCGCAGACAGAGCACGAGGACGAGAGUAACCAGGAGGCAAAUGUUCACGAGAACAUGUUUGAUGUCGCAGAGGCCGCAGCAGGAGAUGAACCUGUGCCAGCACAGGAGGAUCGUUUGGCAUUGCUCCGUGCGGCAAUCCAGAGUGAGCCAGAGUUGGUUCAAUCUGUGCUUCAGGAAAUCGCUGCGUCCAAUCCUCAGGCAGCACAGUUGAUCGAGCAGGACCCAGAGGCUUUCAUCAGUACUCUUUUGGGUCAACAUGAUGAUGCUGGCUAUGAGAUCGAGGAGGAGGAAGAAGGUGUUGUGCGUGUGCAAUUGAGCGAGUCAGACGAAAGCGCCAUCCGCCGUUUGUGCGAGUUGGGCUUUGAUCGUGACAUGGUGGUCCAGGUGUACUUGGCAUGUGACCGUAACGAAGAGGUGGCUGCGGACAUUUUGUUCCGUGACAACUGA